This is a messenger RNA of Tachysurus vachellii, 720 nucleotides long. It is a transcript of the gene cbln18, whose product is annotated as cerebellin 18. Gene Ontology annotation, molecular function: protein binding. The record is from RefSeq and is a predicted model, not a curated record. Lineage: Eukaryota; Metazoa; Chordata; Actinopteri; Siluriformes; Bagridae. The transcript is spliced from 4 exons. Bases 1 to 720 code for a protein of 239 amino acids.
AUGAAGAUAGGCACAGUGGCUGUUCUGGUCCUGCUGGGAACACUGUGUCCAUGUGUAAAGGCACAAGUCAGCACACCUGUAGAUAUUCUAUGGCAAGCUGCAGCUAAUUGGACUGGGCCUCUGCCCUGUGGAGGAUGGGACUGUGACUGUGUGUUCAGUAAUUCAAAAGGCUGCUGUUGUGUGGCUGUACCUGUUUUCCAGCUAGAAGAGGCAACCUUCAUGCGCUUGGUGGGCCUAUGGAAGGAUUUGAACAGUCUCAAUAACCAGAUUCAGGAAAUUACAGGGAGACGUAAUGUAGCAUUUGCAGCUACACUGACACCUUUUACUGGAUGUGUUGGACCUUACAACAAGAACGUGUCAAUGUCUUACGGGAAUGUCACACUAAACCAAGGCUAUGGGUAUAAUCCUGCAUUAGGAACGUUCACAGCCCCUCGUGUUGGCCUUUACUCCUUCUCCUACACGGUUUAUUCUAAUGUGGGAGCAGAAGGAGAGCGCAUCUACCACAAGGUACAGCUAAUGAAAGACGGCCAGGUGAUAGCCUCUUCCUGGGAAGACAACCGUGAGGACUCGGAGGACAGCGCAACACAGACGGUGCUCCUUAAGAUGAAACAAGGCAACCAGGUUUAUAUGGAGCUGACGUCUGGAAGGUUUCUGUGUGCCGACACGCAGGGCUACAACUCCUUCAGUGGAUACCUGGUCUAUCCUAUGUCUGAUAUUUAG